This is a messenger RNA of Fusarium redolens, 1962 nucleotides long. Its product is annotated as trypsin-like cysteine/serine peptidase domain-containing protein. Bases 1 to 1962 code for a protein of 653 amino acids. The transcript is spliced from 4 exons. Lineage: Eukaryota; Fungi; Ascomycota; Sordariomycetes; Hypocreales; Nectriaceae. Gene Ontology annotation, molecular function: serine-type peptidase activity. Gene Ontology annotation, biological process: proteolysis. The record is from RefSeq and is a predicted model, not a curated record.
AUGGCUUUCUCAGGGCCCAGUCGCGCCGCUGCCUGGACGCUUUCGCUGCCUACAACUACUAAGCCAGUUGAGUCUGCCAUUCUUCCGGACGAUGGAAGUAAAGGUAGCUCAGAGUCCAUCAUCGGAGAAGAUUUGCGCGAGUUGGUAGAUUCCCGUGAUAUGCAAGAUGGAGGAAAAUAUCGCUCCAUUGUGAAGAUCCAGUCCCGAUUUCAAGAUGGAGGGCAACAAACUUGGAUGAUGGGAAGCGGAUGGCUCAUUCGUCCAGACCUCCUCGUCACCGCUGGUCAUGUUGUCCACGACUGGGGACGCAAGCUAGGCCCAGCUGAUCAGAUCAAGUGCUACAUUGGUUACAAUGGCAGACAAUCUGUCGGGUCAUCUCAGGUCCAGGCGCGAUACGGCGCCAAGGUUGUGACCCCUGUUGAAUGGAUUGAGGGUUCGAGCAACCGUGCGAAGGAUGUUGCUUUCAUUCAACUUGACCGGCCUUUCACGGGUAACUUACGCCUCUUCAGCUAUCUCAAAACCCCAGAGACAGGUGAUGGUACAUACCUGGGCGUCGUCGGAUAUCCUGGCGAUCAAUCCCUGGAGGAUGAACAAGGUGCUCAGAUGUAUGAAGAGUUUGCCAAGAGUGAUUAUAACAUUGGAGAGAGCCCUCGCCAUAUGGUUGAGUAUUCUAUUUCAACCUUUGCAGGACAAUCUGGUGCCCCAGUCUUGCGCAACUCCAAUGGGCAACUUCGUGCAAUUGGAACUCACAGCUAUGGUGGCGGUGGCUUUGAUAGCAACUCAGGCACUACGAUUGGAAACGCCCAUGGAAACAAUUAUGACGAUUUGAUCAGUCUAUUUGACAAGAGAACGACCUUUGGCGAUGUUGGCAAGGUCCAAGUCGUUCAAACUCAAAACCAACCUAGAGGCACCAAUGAGCCUUAUGGUUUAGACAGAGGUUACCCUGGCAGAACAGUUGAAACCUCAGGUUUCAAUGAAGAGGACUUCUUCGACACCUUGAAAAGCGUGGUAAACGUGGGAAGAGAUGCCUUGCCCUUUGCUUCCCCUUUCCUUGGUCCCAUCGGUGGCCCUCUUAGUGCAGUGGUCGGAACUCUGCUUGGAUCACUUACAGAGAGCAGACUUUCUCAGAGCACUGACAUCGAAACGAAUGGGCCCGCUGAGCGUGCGGUACUCGCUGAAGCUGCUUUUCAAGCCCUCCUCGUUUCCGAUCACGAUGAGGAUAUAAUGGAGAUUCUCGACAAGAUGAGACAAAUUUGGCAAGCCGGGGCCCUGAAAACUGACACUCUCGCCCCUGCUAUCACUCCAAUCCUAGCUGAAUACAGUGCAGAACUUUCAGGCCAACUUGCUGAGGAAACCAGAAACUCCAGAGAACGAUUUGGGGGUAAUCGUCGUCGCCUGGAGGUGAACAUCACAGAAAGUGCUGUAAUGGAUGGAGGGGCUGCCUUCGUUCAAGGUCUCAUGGGUCCAACUCGACAACUUGAAGGGGGAGGAGACGUUGUCGAAUGGCUUGGUCCCGUGCUCAACAUUGCAGUCUCUGAUUCCAAGCCACUUGCUUCCAAGUCCACUUCUGCGGCUCUCUCAGGCCUGAGAAGAAUCGGCCAAGAGAAGUUUGCGAUUGAGUCAUCCACCUCUAAUGCGAACGAGGAUGUCACCAAGAUCUUGAUCAAGCGUGCUGUCUUAGCAGAUGCGGCUCUUCAAGCCGUGAUGACCCUUCCCCGCGAAAGACUAGACCGGUUAAGGCCUAUCGGAAAAGAUGGCGACGCCACAAGCAUCUUCGAUUUUAUCAAGGACGCAGUUCAAAGGCUUGGACCAAUUGCAGUCGACGUUGCGAAGAGGACAGCCAUUAUAUUUGGUCCUCGUCUCCUCAGCGCUGCCAAUUGGAAAGACUCAGCCGUCGAUACUGAAGUUUCCCCUCCUCGCCGGAUGAAGAAGCCUUCAAUGAUGGAUUAUCUUAACCGUUAG